UAGGAGAAUUCCUCCUCACUGUCCGCUGUUGGCAGGAUGUUGCCGUCCGUGAAGCGGCUGGAGAGCACCGCCAUAUCUGUGGCUGUGAUCCCGGAGAACCCGCAGUGUCCUGCGGUAGCGGACAUCCGCAAAGCAGAGCUCUCACCCGGAGGAUCUCUGGUUUGCUGUCUGCUGGAGCCCCGGGGCCAGCUGCUCCUGUGGGACGCUGCGGACAGAGAGACUCCAGCGGCGGCGGUGGAUGGAAGCUGUUCAGAUUUUUCCUGGGAGGAGUACUCCGGGGUCCCUGAUCUCAGUGGUGGAUCCAGGCCCAGACUGGUGGCUGUGGGGUCUGGGUGUGACCUGAAGCUGCUGGAGGUUGAAGCAGAGCGGUCAGUGUCCAUCUCUGUCCUCUGUGUCUCUGACUGUCCUGCAGACCACCUGUUGAAGACCGUCAGGCAGCAGGACCACAGCGUGUCCCAGCUGAGGUCACUGCGUUUGUUGUCAUUUGUCACCGGCCGUUGCUUUGUGCUGCUGAACGACCAUUGGCUGCUGCAGCUGCACUGGCAGUGUCAGGAGGCGGAGCCUCAGAUUCUAACCUGCUGCAGCAUCAAACAGCCGACACCCGAAGGAGGCGACGACGCAGCCGUCCACCAGUGUGUGUGCGGAGGAGCAGCGUUCGUCCUCAGCUCCUCUGGACUCAUCUCUGUGUGUGACAUCACUGACGGUCGUCUGUUGGCCAGAGUGGACCUUCCUGCUUAUCUGAGCUCCAGCCUGGACGAGGACGACUUCAUGGUCUCCUGCUGUUCUUCUUCUCCCCCUGAGACGUGGUCGUCCUUCUGCCUCCUGCAGGUGUCAGCUGACCUCAGCACGGCGGUGGCCGUCACUCAGACCCACGCUGCCGUGGCUGUGGAUCUGGACGAGUACUUCAGGACCUUUCCAGACCACCUGCUCUGCGCUGCUCUCCCUGCCCGACCGGCUCCAGGACCACAGUACCCUGGAGACCAGGACGCUGAGUCCAACUCCACACACGUUGUUACCAACCUGGGCUUCACCUUCAGCACUGAGCGCUCCUGGGAGGCUCGUCUCUCCUCCCUCCACAGCAGAGCUCUGCAGACUCCCUCCUGCUCCUCUUCCUCCUCCUCCCGGCCGUCCAGACCUUCCUGGUCCUCCUCCCUCCCUCACCUGGACUCCCACCUGACUCGGCCCUGGAGUCACAGCAUGGUUCCCUGUGGAGGAGCGUCGGUCUCCUUCCCGGUCCCUGAGUCCUCCAGACCCGCUCUGCUCUCUGUCUCCGGGUUUUCAGCUGUGCUGACCUUCGUCUGCCCCAGGAACCAGCGGACCACAGUGGCAUGCUGGGAUUGGCAGCAGGACAGUGUGAGUGUCCACCAGGGGGACGGAGAAGCUGCUCCUCUGCUGAGAUGUGGAGAGAGACAGCACAGACUGCUGCUCCAGAAGGAUGGCGUUGUCCAGGUCCUGUUUUCAGUGUCCCAGCAGGACCUGCUCAGCAAAUUAAUGCUGUUUGGCAGUGCAGCCACAGUGGAUGCAGUGUGUCACCUGAACAGCUGGGGGCGCUGCUCCAUCCCCAUCCAUUCUCUGCAGGCUGGACUGAAGAACCGUCAGUUGGACACAGUGGACUUCUACCUGAAAAGCAAAGAGAACGUUCUUGAUGAGUCGACGGCAGAUCAGAGUCUGACAGAGAGUGUCCAGCUCCUGUGUCCAGCCCUGGACCUCCUGUGUUCCUCGGUCAGAGAGUCCAACAGUGAAGCUCAGAGUCGUCAGUUCUCAGAACAGCUGCUCAGCAUCACCCUCAACUUUGUCAACACACAGAUCCGAACUGUUCUGUCCAGCACAUGCUAUGAGGACCCAGAUGUCCACAGCUGUGUGGACGUUCUGCACCGUUACCUGACUGAGCUGAGGAGCUACAUGAAGAAGUUUCCCUGGCCAGCAGGGGGCAGCACCUGCACCACUGAUUCCUCUACUCAACAAAGAAAGGAGGAUCAGCAGGACGAAUGGGAGCGCCUCCCGAUGGAGGAAGUGGUUCGUCAAUCCAUCCUGACCAAUCAGAUCCCCAGAGCUCAAGCAGUGCUGAGGAGGCGGGGCCUACCAGAGCAGCGUCUGUCGUCCCUGAGGACGGAGGGUCUGCGGCAGGUCUUUUCCUGCCUGCAGCAGCAGGACCUGAGCACGGCGACCACUCUGUUGGUCAACAUGGGUUUUAAUGUCAAGGAUCAACUUCACAGACUGUGUCUCUACACUGACGACCGACACCUGAGGGAGUUAGUGGUGGAAGAGUUGAGGAGGAGGAGUUAUUUUUCCGAAGAAGAGCUACAGAAGGUGGAGUUCAUCAGGCAGGUGGAGAAGCUGGGCUCUCUACCAACGCCCCCCCGACGCCCGGCUAACUUUACACCCAGAGGAAGUGUUCAAAUGUUGGGAAGGGAGACAGGAGUGGGUGAGGAGGUGCUGGAGGAGCUGCUCUCCUCUAGGAGGUCUGGAGAGGAGGCACGGCUCUGGACGAACCUUCGACUGGACUGGGUGAGGAACUGGGACCAAAGCUGCCAGAGCGCCGUCCUGCUGUCCAGACUGGAGCACACAGAACUUGGUUCCCGUGACCCGGUCGUGUUGUGGCGUCACCUGACCUCCAUCCAUGACCAACACCACAUAGUGAGGUGGAUCCAGGACCAGGAAACUGCCUGCGCUGCCUCCCAGUGGCCAGAGUUGGUUCCAGAGCUUGUGAACAACAACACACUGUGCAGUGUCUACAUGAAGGAGAAGAUUCUGGACCUGCUGGCCCGGAGAGGCCUGUUCAUCCCAGACGAGCUGGAGGAUCUGCAGAGGCUUCUGUGGAGACUGGCUCAGGGUGGGGGGGUGAUGGCAACUGCUCCUUCUCUUCCUCGUUACCGAUCCUCACAGGGACUUGACCUUCAUGCCCUCUUCAUCACCUUCUGUCUGGACCACGGCCUGCAGUAUCUGCUGUACACCUACCUGCAGCACCACAGGCUGACGCCCAGGAACUGCCCCCCACUGAGCAGUCAGAGCCUGUCUGAGAGUCAGCCCUGGUUUGAGAUGAUGGUGAAGAUCCAGGAGAUCACCAGAGACCUGACAGACCCGGCGCUGAUCUUCCAGGCCAGUCUAACCAGUGCUCAGGUUCUGUUGCCAGGCAGCCAGGCGUCUCUCAGCAGUCUUCUGUUGGAGGGUCAUAGUUUAUUGGCUCUUGCCGCUGUCAUGUUUGCCCCCGGGGGAAUUGACCAGGUGGUGCUGCAGGGUGAAAGUUCCAGCAAGUCAGAGAGAACAGUUGACCCUCAGCUCCUGAAGAUGGCGCUAGCACCACACUCCAAGCUGAAGGCUGCUCUGUUUCCCACCACCCCCCGAGGACAUGGCGUGUCCUCAGACAUUUCCAUCUACCACCUGCUGCAGUCUCUCCAUCCUCUGGAUCCUUCCAGACUGUUUGGUUGGCAGACAGCGAACACCAUCAGCUCCACAGAGACAUCUGAGCUUCCUCAUUUCUCCAGCCCUCAACUGGUCCAAAUGUUCGCUCUGGUGGAGAACUUGGACUUCCUUUACUACCUGCGUCACGGCCGGCCAUCCUUCGCCUAUGCCACUUUUCUAGUUCAGCAGCUGAACAACGAUUGUGACCGGACCCUGAUAUGCCAGCAGGCCCAGCAGGGGGCGUACAGGUUGGCUCUGCAGAAUUUCCAUGUGGCAUCAGUUACAUCUGCAGCUGUGUGUUUCUGUGAGCUGUUGGGAGUCUGCAGUUUGAAACUGAGAGUCGAUGUCAGAGCCAUGAACACAGUCCUGAACCACUGGAACCAACACAGCUCCCACUCUGAUCCACUUCACAGACUGCAGACCCUGGGACAGAAACUGGUGGAGGCGGAGCCUGGAGCAGCAGCAGAGCUGAUUGGUUGGCUGGAAGCAGCAGUGUCAGAAAGCGUGGAGCAGAAAGGCCUCGUCAGGUCGUCUUAUGAAGCGUCCCAGGAGUGGACCGUACCAGUCCAGUUCUGUCAGCUCCACAGUCUGGACCUCAGCUCUGUUUACCCCGCCCACUGUGCUCAGGAUGGACACUACAUCCAUUUCCUGUUGUUUGUCCAGCUCCACAGUUUCCCUCCUCAGCAGGUCAGGAAACUGGCAGCUGGCUUUGGCCCCGCCCUCCAGGCCCACCUGAGCCUGGUGUUUCAGGACCUUCAUGUCCGUCCUCAGGCCCAGAGAGCUGGGGACAGUGGCUCGGAGGACCCGGAGUGUCUGAGCACAGCAAAGGCUUCUGGGAGUGGGGACCAGCCCCGGGAACUGUUCCAGGUCCUCCUGCAGAGCCAGGAUCAGGGGGCUCCCUGCAGGUUCCUGCGGAGGCAGUCGCUGCUGCAACGCUGCCCCACGCUGGCCGUGAUCGCCGCAUGUCCACAGGGGGCGGAGCCACUGGCCUGCCUCUGUGUGUGGGUGUUGACUUCCGUCGAUGAUGUCACAGCAGGUGAAGCAACGACUCAUCUUAUAGAACCCGCCCAGCACACUGAGUGGACACUGCAGGACCUGUCAAUCAUCUGGAAGACACUGCUGGGGCGGGGCCAGGUCAGACCCCUCCUCCAAGGAUUCCAGCUCUUUCUGAAGGACUGCCCCCUGGUGUUGAUGCUCAGCAUGUUUGACCUGUGCUGUGACUACAGGAACUUCUCUGAGGCCAAAGAGAAGCUUCUGGAUUUUCAGAGGACGCUCAUCACUCUAAGGACCAGUGGUUCCGUCUCCUCCACCCUCCUCCCACUCCCGUGGGUGGAGGCCCAGGCCUCUGUGCUGCUCCUCACCUUGCUGGAGCGCUGCUCCUCCAGGUACGACCUCCACCACCUGCUGCAGCUGCUGGCUGACGUGGACGUGCUCUUCAAAUCUAACGGUCCAGACUUCAGGAUGCUGAGUCAGCUCAGUCAGCUGCUCCAGGACUCCGACCUCACGCUGUCUCCACGCCUGCUGCAGUGCACUUCACCUUCUGUCCAGCAGGAGGAGUUCCAGGCUACUGUGGAUGCCCUGCAGGCCAGGGGGCGCUACACUCAGGCGAGACAGGUGGCUGAACUGGCUGGACUUCCUGUCCACCACCUGCUGCUGGGCCAGCUCCUCCAGGAGGUGAACUCCUUCAGGUCCAAGCCCCAGUGGAGGAGGCUGGAGACCAGAGUCUCCUUCUGGAAGAAAUGUCAGGAGCAACUGAAGGAGGACGGACCACAGCCAGGAUCUGCUGCCCAGUUCUUCCUGUCACAGGCUGAAGGUCCGACCAGGACGGCUGCUGAAGACACGGAGACCAAGCUGCUGGACACCAAGGAACGCUGCCUCCUGCUGGACACCCAGGAACGCUGCCUCCUGCUGGGCCUGGCCGCUCACUGGCUCUCCCUGCUCCACCCACCUCCGGUCCAGGAGCUGCAGAGCCUGGAGGAGAGGCAGUGGAGGAGCCGAGUCCAGCUGCAGCUCCUCACCACCUCCAUGGAGAGGCAGAGUGUGUUCAACCUGCCGGGGUCCAACCUGGGGCCCGACGUGGACGUGUACCGAGCGCUGGUGGAAGAGUUCUCCUUCUCCCACAUCUCAGCUCUCAACACUGACAACUUUCUCAGCACAGAUGGACUUCCUGCUCCUGUAGGGGCGGGUCAGCAGGAUCCCAACGUCCAAUCAGCUUUGACCCCAGAGGAGAGAGAAGUUCUGCUCCUGCUGGUUGGACAGCUGUUGGACCAGGGCAGCGUCCAUGAGGCCAGCCGAGUCUGCAGGUACUUCGGUCUCCACCACCCUGACCUGUGGUUGGUGCUGCGAUGCCGAGGCCUGGCGUCCGGAGAGCUCCGCCCCCAGCCGCAGGACAAGACUGCAGAGGAAGAGCCAAUCAGCAGAGUCCCCAGCUCGGCGUCUUUCGGGAGUCUGUCCCUCUCGAUGCUCUCUCUCCCUGAGGACCAGGUGGUGCUGGAGCUCCAGAGACUGGUGGACCGGUGUCGCCACGGCGCCACCUACUGUAAACAGGUCCUCAGCCUGUACCGGCUCUCUAAGGAGCUGCAGAUCUCCUUCAGUCAGGUGAGCAGUGAGGAGCCGCGCUCCGUCCUGGAGGCUCUGCUCCAGUCAGAACAGCCGGAGCGCUUCAGAAAGGCCCAGGUCUUCAUCAGAGCCCAGGGUCUGAGUCCUGACUGUGUGGCCCAGCUGGUCUGCUCUGCUGUGACCCGCAGCCUGCUGACCCCCAGCCCCACCUCCACCCCCACCACCCAGGAGCUGCAGACUGAGAGACUGGUGUUCAGACCGUCAGAGGGACGGGACUCCCUGAUCCAGCUGAUCAGACUGUGUGAAGACCCAAACCUGGUCGGAGCCAGACUGAUGGAGGAGCUGGGUACAGUCUCCCUGAGAGACCUGAGCUGCAUCGUGGAGUUGCUGAUCGUAGCCCAUGACUGUUUCAGUCUGACCUGUAACAUGGAGGGCAUCGUCAGGGUCCUCCAAGCCGCCCGUCACCUCAGCCACGCCCACCUCGCCCCAGGAGAGCACUACAGCCUAUUGGUGCGUCUGCUGACCGGUGUGGGCAGGUACACUGAGAUGACCUACGUCUUCGACCUGCUCCAUCAGAACCAUCGGUUCGAGAUGCUGCUGAGGAAGAAGGUGGACAUGGACCGAGGACAGAGCUCCAGUCUGAAGACGGCCCUGCUGGACUACAUCAAACGCUGCCUGCCUGCAGACAGCGAGAAGUACAACAUGGUGGCGCUGUGCUUCAGCAUGAGGAGGGAGAUCGGUGAAAACCACGAGAUGGCGGCGAGGACGCAGCUGAAGAUGAUCGAGUCCCAGCCCUGGGUGGUGACUGCUGACCUGAUCAGUUCACUGGUCAAAGUGUUGGCUCUGCUGAAGGACGCCGCAGAGAGUUUCUCCAAGGACUGGUGUGUGCGUCAGGCGACUCGGUGUGUGCGUACGGCGAAGCUGGUGUCUCUGCAGCUUCACUUCCUGAACCAGGGCUCAGACGUACGUGUCAUCAACCUGCGACCAGCCGAGCUGCUGAACGCUGUGGUGCUGACUGUGUGUUGUUACCAGGUCUUUGUGGUGUCGGAGGCGUACAGCUACAGUCCAGACUGGGCGGAGAUCCUCCACCAGAAGGUGGUCCUGAAGGGAGACUUUGUUUUUCUGGAGGAGCUGAGACGCCAUCGCCCGCUGACGUCCAGUCUGUUUGAAGACGUUUUUAAAAAGUUAGACUCCGCCCCGAGCAGCGUGACACCCAACGUGAAGCGUCUGCUGUCGUACUGCGAUGACGUGUACACUCGCUACAGACUGGCCUAUCAGAGGAGUCUGAACGACGUGGCCGAGAACCUGCUGCAGGACGUCAAGACGUCCAACUACCUGAACGACAGACUGAGCAGCUGACCAGGAUUGACAGAGGCAGAUUUACACUGUAC
Molecule: messenger RNA, 7352 nt
Organism: Cynoglossus semilaevis (tongue sole)
Lineage: Eukaryota; Metazoa; Chordata; Actinopteri; Pleuronectiformes; Cynoglossidae
Gene: spg11
Product: SPG11 vesicle trafficking associated, spatacsin
Exons: 40
Coding region: 37-7320 (2427 amino acids)
Biological process (GO): axo-dendritic transport; chemical synaptic transmission; synaptic vesicle transport
Cellular component (GO): dendrite; axon; cytoplasm
Source: RefSeq, a predicted model, not a curated record